Paralichthys olivaceus (Japanese flounder) is the source of this 1690-nucleotide messenger RNA. RefSeq names its product zona pellucida sperm-binding protein 3-like. Lineage: Eukaryota; Metazoa; Chordata; Actinopteri; Pleuronectiformes; Paralichthyidae. The record is from RefSeq and is a predicted model, not a curated record.
GAGGCUCAGCCAGGUGCCUGCUCACUCCUUUAGUCAGAAGACAACAGCAGCACUUCUCCCUGUAAGCACCAAAAACUCAGGUCACGAGUUGUGAUGGGGCCCGGAGAAGCAGUGUUGCUGGGGUUUGUGCUUCUCUUCUCAUGUGGAGACCUUGGCGUGUCCUCGCACAGCCGGCUCAACGUCAGCACCAACGAGACUCCCUCAGUGAGCCAAAUCCCACAAAUGACAGCGAGGUCACUGCAGACGAUAGAUCACCAGCCUAACGGGUCGGGGAGCGAGCCGGAGCGUUCUCCCGUCACGUACCGGCUCAGGAGCUACCAGCUCAGGAAGCAGAAACCCACCGGGCCUCUUGUGGAGCAGACGCAGGCCCGAGAGCAGGAAACAGCUCCAGAGUUGUUAAAACUGCCGUUUCAAGGCCCAGACCUGAACCCACGUCCCAAGCAGGAAUCAAAAGUGCCGCUGAAGGCGGAGCAGCGGGUGCCGGUGGCUGCAGAGAGUGUGGUGGUGCGCUGCGGAGAAACAGAGGUCACCGUGGAGGUCAAGAAGAACUUCUUGGGAAAUGGUCGGCAGAUCCGAGCGAGCGAUCUGACAUUAGGAGGCUGCGCCGGAGUCGACACCGCUGACCACGUCCUGCAGUUCCACACAGAACUACAAGGCUGUGGCAGCACGUUGAAGAUGACUGAAGGAGCCCUUGUCUACUCCUUCUCCCUCAUCUACUCUCCGACACCCAUAGGCGACACCUUCAUUCUGAAGACCAACCCUGCUGAGGUGGGAAUUGAAUGCCACUAUCGAAGGAGGCAUUACGUGAGCAGCAACGCCAUGAGGCCCAUCUGGACGCAGUUCUCCUCUGACGUGCUCGCGGAGCAGCGGCACCACUUCUCCCUGCGUCUCAUGACAGAGGACUGGCAGUCGCAGCGGCCAUCCAGCGUUUUCUUCCUGAGUGACGUCAUGCACAUCGAAGCGGCCGUCCUGCAGGGUCACCACGUUCCCCUGAGGGUCUUUGUGGACAGCUGUGUGGCCACGGCAGAGCCCGAUCCCUUCUCCCAACCCAGAUACCCCUUCAUCAGCAACCACGGGUGUCUAACUGAUGCUAAGCUGACAGGAGCCAAGUCUUACUUCAUGCAAAGAAGCCGGCAGGAUAAACUUCACUUUCUGCUCAAAGCCUUCAGGUUCCAGCAAAAUCACAGCAGCUCGCUCUACAUCACAUGUCAUAUGAAAGUGACGACGGUCUCUGUUCCCAUCGACUCGCAGCACAAAGCGUGUUCAUUCCUCACUGAGGCCAACAGAUGGGUGGCGUCAGGUGGGGACAAUGAGGUGUGUGGCUGCUGUGAAAGCAGCUGCGACAAGCAGAGAUGGAGAAGAAGCCUCGUGGUGGACACUGGUCUUCCUCCGGAGCUGCAGUGGGAGGGGGUGGCCUCUCUAGGCCCCAUCCUGCUGGAGGAGAACGUCCUAGAAGAGGUGUCCGAGCUUCCUCCAGAGCCGCUCCCUCUGCUCCACACGCAGGAAGUUACUCAGACAGAUACGACAAUAUCCUCUCACCCGUCGAUAGACCUGCUGUGUGGAGUUGGUGCGGCGCUGGCCGUGGUGCUGCUAGUUCUCAUGGGAGCCGUCACUGUGAGCAGACUACACAAGCUCAAUGGAUACGAUGUCAAAACCUGAUCUAAGAGAAUAAAACCUUUAUACAAACCCA